This is a messenger RNA of Colletotrichum costaricense, 798 nucleotides long. RefSeq lists its product as uncharacterized. The record is from RefSeq and is a predicted model, not a curated record. The transcript is spliced from 3 exons. Lineage: Eukaryota; Fungi; Ascomycota; Sordariomycetes; Glomerellales; Glomerellaceae. The coding region runs from base 1 to 798 and encodes 265 amino acids.
AUGCACCAAAAGGCGUAUCAAGCAAUCACAAAUCAGUGUCAAGGCGGUUCUCCCUGCGAGUACUGUACUCGAACCAAGAAACGUUGCCUACCUCAGGCCACAUCUACGACCGAAGUGCACUUCAUCAGCCCCGGAUCCUCUGAAGAAGGCAUGCAAGUCGCUGGACUACCGGCACACGUCAACAUACCCAGCGCUAUACUCUACCUUGACUAUUUUGAUCUCUUCAUGAAGCGCUGUCUGUUCACAGAUGAGUUCAACGGCCUGGCUGCCGACCUCUUACCCCUGGCCCAAACAUGCUUGCCGCUCGGGCAAGUAGUGACAGCGAUUGGCGCACUCGAAGCCAGCCGACGCGCAACCGUCAAGUCCUCUCGCGGGCAGCAGCCACCUUACACCGUUGCCUUUGUGUCAUACGGGGAAGCCGUCAAGACGCUCCGAGCUCGACUGCAGGUAUCAAACGGGUUCCGCUGCGGUGGAGUUCUCUGGUGCACGCUACUUCUUGGGCUAUUCGAGUUGAUGACUGAAACUUCUGGAGACCUGUGGGCCAAACACAUGCUCUACGGGACGGCUAGGAUCAUCCAGAGCGUAGGAGCAACGGGUCAGUCGUGUCAGCUUGACAAGAGACUCUUCGGAGCGUUUAGAUCGCUAGAGGCAAACCGAGCGAUUCUGUACGGCGAAGAUACGUUUUUAUCGCAGGAGCCGUGGUCAAAGUCUCCAGGAUAUCUUGUCGCAAACCCAGCAAGUCAAGUAGAGGCAAUCUUCGACCUCCUGAUCGAAAUCUCUUCCUUUAGUAAAGCGUAA